This is a messenger RNA of Manacus vitellinus (golden-collared manakin), 665 nucleotides long. RefSeq names its product scavenger receptor class A member 5-like. The annotation marks the transcript as partial. The record is from RefSeq and is a predicted model, not a curated record. The transcript has a single exon. Lineage: Eukaryota; Metazoa; Chordata; Aves; Passeriformes; Pipridae.
CGUCCCGCCCCCAUCCCUCCCCGGAGGAGCUCCGGGCUCUCCUCGGGAACGUCCAACGCCUCAACGAGACCUUCCGGGACCUCCAGCUCCAGCUCCUGCUGCUCCCGGCCCGGGGGGAAAUCCUGGAUCACGUCUGGAGGCUCCAGGACCUCCUCCAGAACCACUCGGAUUCCCUGCUCCGGGCGGGAGCGACGCUCCGGAGGCUCCAGGAGCUCCUGGAGCUGCUCCAGAGCCGGGCGGGACAGACGGACGCGGCCGUGGCGGCGCUCCGGGAUUCCCUGAGCCGGCAGGGAGACGCUUCCCAACAGGAGCUCUCCCGGCUUUCCGUGGCCGGGAACGGCUCCCGGCUGCUCCUGGAGCAUCAUUCCCGACUCCUGGAACGCCUGGGAGGGAGGACGGAGGCCUUGGGAGAGCAGGUGGAUCUCCUGGGCGGGUCGGUGGAUUCCAUGAACAGGAGCUUCUCCUACGAGCUGGAAGUGCAGCGUUCCCGGCUCCGGGAUCUGGGCGGGAUCGUCGGGAAUGUGACGGAAGAGGCGAGGAGGGCGAGGAGGGGGCGGGAGGAGCUGGAGGGGAGGCUGAGGCUGGAGCUGGGAAUGCUGAGCAACGUCACGGAGGAGCUGCGGGUCCGCCACUGGGAGCACGCGGUGGCCCUGAGGAACAUCUCC